Messenger RNA from Linum tenue, 1863 nucleotides. NCBI's taxonomy places the organism in Eukaryota, Viridiplantae, Streptophyta, Magnoliopsida, Malpighiales, Linaceae. The record is from the annotation of a GenBank genome assembly.
CUCCAGAAGAGACCAAAAGAAGUUUUUUUUUUUUUUGAAGUGAGCACGACGAUGACUUAGCCAGCAUCGGCUGCCAUAUUCGUCUCCUCCAAUAAUUUACUCUCACUAAACACUUCUAUCUCCCUCUCUCUCUUUCUGUCACUGGGUUGGGAGAAAAUGGCUCCGGUGGGAGUUUUGGUGGGAAGCGGAGGGCCGGUGAAGGACUUCGGCGGCAAGAUAACGAGCUCCGUUGUGGUCACUUGCGUCGUUGCCGCCUCCAGCGGCCUCAUUUUUGGAUAUGACAUUGGGAUUUCAGGUGGCGUCACAACAAUGGAGUCAUUCCUGAAGAAGUUCUUCCCGUCAGUUUUGCGGAAGGCGGCAGCGGCGGAGACCAACAUAUACUGUCAAUACGACAGCCAACUCCUGACGGCAUUCACUUCCUCGCUUUACAUUGCAGGAUUAGCCGCAUCACUUGUAGCCAGCCGCGUCACCGCCGCCCUCGGCCGCAAGAACACGAUGGUGCUCGGCGGCCUCACUUUCCUCGCCGGCGGCGCGGUCAACGGCGGGGCUGUCAACGUCGCCAUGCUCAUCCUGGGCCGCAUCUUGCUCGGCAUCGGAGUCGGCUUCACUAACCAAGUGGCACCGGCGAAAUGGAGAGGAGCAUUCAACACAGGUUUCCAGUUCUUCAUCGGCAUCGGCGUCGUAGCCGCCAACUUCAUAAACUUCUUCCUGUCAAAGCACCCGUGGGGCUGGCGACUCUCCCUGGGCCUCGCCGUCGUCCCCGCCGCCGUCAUGACCGCCGGCGCCGCACUCAUCUCCGACACGCCCAGCAGCCUGGUGGAGCGCGGCCGGCUGCGGGAGGCCAAGCAGUCCCUGGCCCGAAUCCGCGGGGCCAAUGCCGACGUGGAGGGCGAGCUGGACGACCUGGUCAAAUCCGUCGACGUGGCGAAGGCGGCCAAUCAGGAGCCGUUCGUGACGAUACUGGAGCGGCGGUACCGGCCCCACCUGGUGAUGGCGGUCUUGAUCCCGUUCUUCCAGCAGGUGACGGGGAUUAAUAUAAUCGCGUUUUACGCCCCCGUUCUGUUUCAGUCGGUCGGGUUCGGGAAGGACUCGGCGCUGAUCGGGUCGACGAUUUUGGGAGUGGUGAAUCUCGGGGCGAUUCUGGUUUCCACGGCCGUGGUUGAUCGUUAUGGCAGGAGGUUCUUGUUCAUGGCUGGUGGCCUCCAAAUGCUCAUUUGCAAGCUGGCGGUGGCAGCCGUGCUGGUCGCCGGGACGGGAGUUUCAGGGACGGAGCACAUGAGCAAAGCACUGGCCGUCGCCGUGCUGGUCUUGCUGUGCACCUACGGCGCCGGGUUCGGGUGGUCGUGGGGCCCGCUCAGCUGGCUGAUCCCCAGUGAGAUCUUCCCGAUCAAGAUCAGGACGACGGGGCAGAGCAUAAGCCUGGCCGUGAAUUUCGCCACCACUUUCGUGCUGUCGCAGACUUUCCUGACCAUGCUGUGCCAUCUCAAGUACGGCGCCUUCCUGUUCUACGCCGGCUGGAUUGCCACCAUGACGCUCUUCGUCGUGUGUUUCUUGCCGGAGACGAAAGGGAUUCCGCUUGACUCGAUGCAGGGGAUUUGGGAGCAGCACUGGUAUUGGCGCCGGUUUGUUGCGACGACGACGACUACCUGAGUAGUAGUAAUAGUACUGUUUCUGACAACAGAGUGUGUUCUACCAGAGAAUGGAAUCAUUGUAUGUAUUGAGAUUUGAGAUACAUAAUAAUGUAUAGCAUUGAGAUAGUACUAUUGGCGCUUGUGAUUUGUGGUAGAUGAAUGACACAUAAUGGUGUAUUACAUAUGUAUAGAAAUGCUUAGUAAAUCAAUUAGCUAAAUCUUAUUUUUCAAA